CAAAAAGUACUGCUGAUGUGCUGAACUUGGAACAUACUUGAAGGUGCAUGAAGGUGAAAGUGAUAAGGUGUUUCACAUGUGAUUGUAUUUUCCGUACUAUCAAAGAGAAAUCGUAAAGAAUUCGUUUUUAUUUCUAGUUCGGUUUAUAUUUAAGAAACGUGUAAAGAGUAAGUUAAGAUAGACAGUUUGUUGUGUGUUUAAACUCUGAAAUAUUUGUAAACAUUAUUUCUUUAAUAUUGCUAUUUGGUCUUAGAAUUUUAAUUUUGCACAAGGAAUCUGCAUUACAACAUAAAUGUUUAGUUAUGUAAGGUGUGUUUCUAGCCAGGAGCCACACAAGUUUUGUGAGUUGGUAAAUUUUACAUGUGACUAUCGGAGAGUGAAUCAAUAUGACCUCUUUGGUUUGCCUUCAGUGUCAGCAUAGAUGCCAAGCGGAUCAAUUAACGGACAUGGUCGGGAUGAAGACAGCAGUGGACCUGUGGCAAUUGUUGCCUUCGGCAACGCAUUAUUAGACAUGUCCAUAUCUGUCAAAGACGAUUCUCUGAUACACAAAUACGGAUUGCCCUGUGAUGCUCAGAUCGAGGUAACCAACGAACAACAAGGAUUGUUCUCCGAAGUAAUUCAAAAUUACCCAGUUGAGUACGUGGCCGGCGGUAGCGCUCAAAACACGGUCCGAAUCCUUAGCAGAUUAAUCAAAAACCAAUGGCCGUCUUACGUGAUAGGCAAAAUCGCCCACGAUCCGGCUGGCAUCAUCCUUCAAAAGUUAUUAGCUCAGGAUGGCGUAAUAACUCGAUACGUCUUCGACGAAAAGUUGCCGACGGGCUGUUGCGUGGCCAUUGUCCGUCCUGGCGGCACGCGCUGUCUGGCCGCAAACAUCGGCGCAGCCCGUGAGUUCAACAAGGAGAAUUUCGUUGCCGACAUGAUGGACUUGAUAGAUCGGGCCCGAAUUCUCUACGUCGAAGGAUUCUUCGCUAGCCACAGCCCGGACGUUGCCAUGGCCGCGUUAAGCCGCGGCCAUUCUCGAGAAGGUCUGGUCCGAGUCGUCAGCCUUUCAGCUCAAUACAUUUGCCUCCAGUCUCACAGUCUAUUAAGGCGGCUCCUAUCCUACGCCAAUCUUGUCGUUGGUAACGAAGACGAAUUCCGUGCCUUGGCCGGCCGCGCUGGCCUCCUGCUUAGCUCCGAAUGCGAAUCCAUAGCCUCCGUCGCCCGCAAAGUUGCCGCUUUGGACUAUAUCUCACCUGUGAAUCAAUUCAAGUCUUGUCGCCUUUCGGAUUUUCAAGGGUCGACGGAGGCGUGGGAUUGGUCGAAACUGAACGAGAGAUUGGCCGUGGUGACUUGCGGCGCUUCGGGAGUGGUUUGCGCUACGCGGUCCGAGUCGUGGCUAUUCCCGGCCGAGAAGCUUCAACCGCAUCUGGUGAAGGACACGACAGGAGCCGGCGAUGCUUUCCUGGCCGGUUUCUUUUCCCAGCUCCUCGUUGGCCGACCGCUGGACGUUUGCGUCGCCACGGGUCAGCAAACGGCCCGGAUCGUCAUCACUCAAACUGGUUGCCGCCUCCCCGUUUGAUCUCUUUUAUCGAACAAGAAAAACAAAAAGACAAUCGCACGACAUUUUUCGACAGUAUUAUUAUUACUAUUAUUAUUAUUUCGUUUUGUAAAUAGUUGGAAAUGUGUUCCAAACAAUUUAGGAUGGAAGAGAAAUAGAUCUAUUGAUUACAGAGA
Molecule: messenger RNA, 1716 nt
Organism: Daphnia pulex (common water flea)
Lineage: Eukaryota; Metazoa; Arthropoda; Branchiopoda; Diplostraca; Daphniidae
Product: adenosine kinase-like
Exons: 7
Coding region: 422-1561 (379 amino acids)
Biological process (GO): purine ribonucleoside salvage
Cellular component (GO): nucleus; cytosol
Molecular function (GO): adenosine kinase activity
Source: RefSeq, a predicted model, not a curated record